AAUCCCCUCUUUCUCUCUCCUCUCCCGUUUCUUCGUGAUAAGCAAAAAAAAAUAAUGAUAAUGAUAAUAACAACAAUUAGCGCCAAAAAUAAAAAAUUAACUUUGUAGAUUGGAUUCGAAAUCUAACGACGAAGCAAUAAUGGAUUCGGGAUUUUAGGGCGUACGAGGAGGAGGAGGAGGAGGAGGAGGAGGUCGUUAAUGGCGGAUCGAUGGUGGUGUUAGGGUUUCUGCGGCGGAGGAGAUGAAGACUCCGGCGGCGGCUGCGCCGUCGUCGUUGUCGUCGAGGCGGCGGUGGAGGGGCCCGGCGGUGGCGGUGCUCGCCCUCGUCGUCUGCUCCCUGCUCGUCCCCCUCGCAUUCCUCUUCGGCCGAUUCCCCGCCGGGUACGUGACGGACGAACGGUUGCAGCAGGAGAUUAACUUCCGCUCGUUUGGUCGUCUCGAAGGUGUCAAGGAAUCGCCAGAGACUUGGGGUCCCGGCGUCGACAAGCUCAUGACAAAAGUUGGACCACCUUUGUCAAAGGAUGUUAAGGGAAAGAACACAGUCCAAACUAGUGGGAACCCACAAAACAGAACUAAUGAUGACUCGGGCAAUGCAGUGGUAUCGACCUCAGUGCCACAAGUUCUUCCUACACCACAAUUUGCUAUUCCAAAAUCAGUUCCAGUAUUAAGUACAAGUAAUGAAGACAAGGGUAGUAGGAAAAAAGCUGCCAAAGGUUUUAAUAGUGAUGACUCCGAAAAAUCUUGCCAACUUGAAUUUGGGAGCUAUUGCCUCUGGUCCAUAGAACACAGAGAAGUUAUGCAGGAUUCUAUAGUGAAAAGACUCAAAGAUCAACUCUUUGUGGCUAGGGCUUACUAUCCGAGCAUUGCGAAACUCCAUGGACAAGAGACAUUAUCUCGUGAAUUGAAGCAGAAUAUCCAGGAACAUGAGCGAGUGCUUAGUGAAGCCAUUCUAGAUGCGGAUCUUCCACCUUUUAUUGGAGACAAGAUAAAAAGGAUGGAUCAGAUAAUUGCAAGAGCAAAAUCAUGCACUGUGGAUUGCAAUAAUGUUGACAAGAAACUUAGGCAGAUUCUUGAUAUGGCGGAAGAUGAAGCGCAUUUUCAUAUGAAGCAGAGUGCAUUCCUCCACCACCUUGGUGUUCAGACAAUGCCUAAAAGCCUCCAUUGUUUGUUCAUGAAAUUGACAGUUGAACAUUUCAAAUCUCUUCCCAUUGUUUCAGAGCACUUGCACAGUCUCAAGUUUGAUACCCCAGAUUAUAGGCACUACAUUAUAUUCUCUAGAAAUGUUCUUGCAGCUUCUGUCGUCAUCAAUUCAACCGUGAUGAGCUCCGAGGUGUCAGGAAAUAUGGUUUUUCAUGUGCUAACCGAUGCACAAAAUUACUAUGCCAUGAAACUCUGGUUUGCCAGGAGUUCUUACAAGGAAGCAGCUAUUCGUGUCCUCGAUUAUGAAAAGAUUGUUUUGGAGACCCUGCGUAAUGUGGAUGUGUGGCAACUACAUGUAUCUGAGGAGUUCCGUAUCACCAUUCGUAACAUUGACCAACCUGGUGCAAAGAUGAGGGUCGAAUACUUAGCAGUCUUUGGCCACUCACACUUUCUUCUUCCAGAAAUAUUCAAGAAGUUGAAAAGGGUGGUGAUAUUGGAUGAUGAUGUGAUUGUCCAGCAGGAUUUGUCUUCAUUAUGGAACAUUAAUCUGGGAGAGAAGGUGAAUGGUGCCGUGAGGUUUUGUGGAGUAAGGUUGGGCCAAUUAAGGAGAUACCUGGGGAAUAAUGUUUAUGAUGCUAAAUCUUGUGCGUGGAUGUCCGGACUGAAUAUAGUUGACUUUGAGAAGUGGAGGGAGCUUAAUAUCACAGGGAGAUAUAUGCAUCUGCUUCAACAGUUCAAUAGUAGGAACGAGGUAUCCCUACGAGCAUCAGCCUUGCCCAUCAGCUUGCUUAUAUUUCAAAAUCUCAUCUAUCCCCUGGACGAUAGGUGGACUAUAUCGGGGCUUGGUUAUCAUUACGGAAUUAACGAGGAUUUAGUUACCAAUGCUGUAUCGCUGCAUUAUAACGGCAACAUGAAGCCUUGGCUUGAAUUAGCUUCAAGAGGGAGCUCUAUUGGAGAAGCGCCGCAGUUUGGCUGAGGAAAAUGAGGGUGCUAUGGGAACCAUUAAAUUUUGGCUCGAGGCGAGCAUGCUGAAUAAAUAUUUUUUGGAAGUUAGUUGUAAAGUCUGAGACUAUAAAGUAGGCAAUCACGGUGUAAAUGGGUCCUUCCGGGCAGGUGCGGAUAUUCUUCCAACCAUUCCUUUUUUUUCUUUUUUCUGUUUCUUUUUGUCCUUUUUUGUUUAGCGCACAUGAUCGUCGAUGAGUUGGCACCUUGAAGAAUUGUAUUGGUGCCAUAGUUGAUGCAGGUUAAUUAUUUUUUUCCCCUUUUAUCUGUCAACACCUGUAUUUGUUGGCGUACACAGUUCUCAUUUUAAAAUUGUUUAAUUCUUUGUUGUCCGCUGCUGCAGAUUAAUUAUCAGCAAAAUGAUGUUUACUUUA
This is a messenger RNA of Ananas comosus (pineapple), 2516 nucleotides long. Its product is annotated as probable galacturonosyltransferase 7. Gene Ontology annotation, molecular function: polygalacturonate 4-alpha-galacturonosyltransferase activity. The record is from RefSeq and is a predicted model, not a curated record. Bases 242 to 2116 code for a protein of 624 amino acids. The transcript is spliced from 11 exons. NCBI's taxonomy places the organism in Eukaryota, Viridiplantae, Streptophyta, Magnoliopsida, Poales, Bromeliaceae.